Messenger RNA from Ruditapes philippinarum (Manila clam), 660 nucleotides. RefSeq names its product heat shock protein 75 kDa, mitochondrial-like. NCBI's taxonomy places the organism in Eukaryota, Metazoa, Mollusca, Bivalvia, Venerida, Veneridae. Gene Ontology annotation, biological process: protein folding. Gene Ontology annotation, cellular component: mitochondrial inner membrane. The record is from RefSeq and is a predicted model, not a curated record. Bases 1 to 660 code for a protein of 219 amino acids. The transcript has 9 exons. Gene Ontology annotation, molecular function: ATP binding; ATP hydrolysis activity; ATP-dependent protein folding chaperone.
AUGAAAACUUGGAUUAACCAAAAGCAUAAACAGAAGCAGGACACUGGUAUUGGUAUGACACGAGAAGAAAUGGUAAAAAAUCUGGGAACAAUUGCUCAUUCUGGAUCUAAGCCAGGGGAGGCAAUCAAACCAAAACAUUGUAAAUGGAUGAAAUUUGUUUCAUGUACUGGUACCUUUGAACUAGCAGAAGCAGAGGGUGUACAGAGGGGAACCAAGAUUGUGAUUCAUCUCAAGCCAGAAAGUCAUGAGUUCUGUGUAGAGAGCUACAUCAAAGAUGUGAUAACAAAGUACAGUAACUUUGUUGGAGUUGAUAUCUUCCUUAAUGGCAAGAAAGUUAAUGUUGUACAGGCUCUAUGGACGCUAGAACCAAGGGACGUAACUGAAGAAAUGCAUGAAGAGUUCUACAGACUGAUCGCCAACACAUAUGACAUACCUAGAUACAGUCUACAUUACAAGACUGAUGCCCCGCUCAAUAUAAGAGCCAUUUUCUACGUACCUAAAUACAAACCAUCAUUGUUUGACAUGAGUCGUGAGUCAUUGUUUGACAUGAGUCGUGAGACAGAAGUUAGUCUACAACUGUACAGUAGGAAAGUUAUGAUCAUGUCCAAGUCCAACACAAUUCUUCCAAAAUGGCUCAGAUUUAUGAAAGAAAUAAUAUAG